AUGUUAAUUUUGGGUAAAAAAUUCAAUAAUUAUCAUCCACUUAAGAAGCAACAGAAUCAACACACCGACAUAUCCCAACUUUUGGAUAAACUUCUAGAAAAUUAUCAGGAUAACAGUUUACGACCAAACUUUGGUGGAUUGCCGGCUGUGGUUGAGAUCGACUUGAUGGUGAGGUCCAUGGGGCCUGUGAGUGAGAUAGAGAUGUAUCUGGAUAAAAGACUUACAGCAUGGAUUGCUACUUCAGGUAAGAUUUUAAGUUCUCAUCAUUUUGCUUUCAAUUUGGACAUUAUCAAGAUCUUUCAUAAACAAAGACAAACUUGGAUCGAUCGACGUUUGGCCUUUGAAGACUCUUCGCACAAUGUUUCAACGCUUGCACUCAGCAUUUCUAUGUUGAAAAAGAUUUGGAAACCCGAUACCUACUUUUUCAAUGGCAAGCAAUCUUAUUUACAUACCAUCACAACCCCCAAUAAAUUUGUCAGAUUAUACAAGGACGGUCGAGUUCUCUACUCGAGUAGAUUAACAAUCAAAGCAGCAUGUCCCAUGAACUUGGAAAAUUUUCCCAUGGAUGUUCAAAGGUGUCCUUUAAAAUUAGGGUCAUUCGGGUAUACAACUUCUGAUGUCCUUUAUCGUUGGAAUUCUCGAGCUGUCGCAAUAAGUGAUGACUUGAGAAUGUCACAAUUUGAUCUCAUAGACGUCCCAUCUUCAAAUCAGUCGAUAAGUGUUGGAAAAAAUGAGAAAUCGAUUGCUUUACAAGAGUAUUCAGUUCUUCUAGUAUCGUUUCAUCUUCAACGUCAUAUGGGGAACUUUUUAAUUCAAGUUUAUGGACCUUGCAUUUUGCUUGUGGUUCUUUCUUGGGUUUCGUUUUGGUUGAACCGUGAAGCUACAGCUGAUAGAGUUUCGCUUGGAAUCACGACUGUUCUUACUAUGACAUUUCUUGGCUUAGAAGCUCGAACUGAUCUUCCUAAGGUUUCUUAUCCAACUGCUUUGGAUUUCUUCGUUUUUCUUUCAUUUGCUUUCAUUUUCGCAACCAUUCUGCAAUUUGCUGUAGUUCAUUAUUUUACAAAAUAUGGAUCUGGUGAAUGUUAUUUCAAUUUCUAUGAAGAAUCAUCGUCAGAUUCAGAAUCAGAAGAUGAAGAAAUCGCAUAUUAUGGAAAAGAUUCAACAAUGCCAACGAGUCAAUUAAGUAGCAUGACACACGUGAAUUCUGCAGAUAUGUAUGGUGUGAUUCCGCUUUCAAGAUUGGAACUGAAUUUAAAUGAUCAGAAAAAACAUUUUAAAUUUAUGCGACGAUUUCGAAAAUUUCUGGAGAUUUAUUUCCCAUGCUCAUUUAAUUCAAAGAGAAAUGAAAAUGCCGAAGAAACUUCUGUUACCGAUGAUGAAUCAAUAGCACAAUGUGAACAACAGAUUGAUUCGAAUGCAUCUACAAUCACUCAUAACACACCGAAAUGUCGUCGACAUUCUUCACAAAACAUGAAACAGCCUCGAGGUUUCCGAAGAAACUUUAAUUCAGUUUCAAAAAUCGAUAAAUUCUCAAGAGUAGUUUUUCCACUUUUGUUCUUUAUUAUAAAUUUGCUUUAUUGGAUAUUUUACUUGACAAGAAGUCAAAGAAAGUAA
Molecule: messenger RNA, 1614 nt
Organism: Clunio marinus
Lineage: Eukaryota; Metazoa; Arthropoda; Insecta; Diptera; Chironomidae
Source: the annotation of a GenBank genome assembly